Manis pentadactyla (Chinese pangolin) is the source of this 2151-nucleotide messenger RNA. RefSeq names its product insulin like growth factor binding protein 4 (gene IGFBP4). Gene Ontology annotation, molecular function: insulin-like growth factor I binding; insulin-like growth factor II binding. The record is from RefSeq and is a predicted model, not a curated record. Bases 258 to 1031 code for a protein of 257 amino acids. Gene Ontology annotation, cellular component: extracellular region. The transcript is spliced from 4 exons. NCBI's taxonomy places the organism in Eukaryota, Metazoa, Chordata, Mammalia, Pholidota, Manidae. Gene Ontology annotation, biological process: regulation of insulin-like growth factor receptor signaling pathway.
CCCCCUGCGCCCCCGCUGCCCGCCGCCUGGGCCGGGCCGAGGAUGCGGCGCAGCGCCUUGGCGGCCAGACUCGCUCCGCUCCAGCCGGAGUGCUAACUUCCCGAGCUCGGUCCCUGUCCGCCAGAGGGACCGCCCCGUCUUCCCGCGCCCUCCGGGUCGGAUCCUUCAGGCGUGCCAGGCGCUGCCGCCUUGUCCCCUGCUGCCCGCCCGCGCGCCCGCGCCUGUGCCCCCUGGCCGCGCCCCGUCCUCGUCCGGUCAUGCUGCCCCUCUGCCUCGUGGCCGCGCUGCUGCUGGCCGCCGGGCCCGGGCCGAGCCUGGGCGACGAAGCCAUCCACUGCCCUCCCUGCUCCGAGGAGAAGCUGGCGCGCUGCCGCCCCCCCGUGGGCUGCGAGGAGCUGGUGCGCGAGCCUGGCUGCGGCUGUUGUGCCACUUGCGCCCUGGGCAAGGGGAUGCCCUGCGGAGUGUACACCCCCCGCUGCGGCUCAGGCCUGCGCUGCUACCCGCCCCGGGGAGUGGAGAAGCCCCUGCACACACUGAUGCACGGGCAAGGCGUGUGCAUGGAGCUAGCAGAGAUCGAGGCUAUCCAGGAAAGCCUGCAGCCCUCUGACAAGGAUGAGGGUGACCACCCCAACAACAGCUUCAGUCCCUGCAGUGCCCAUGACCGCAGGUGCCUGCAGAAGCACUUUGCCAAAAUUCGAGACCGGAGCACCAGUGGGGGCAAGAUGAAGGUCGGGGUGCCCCGGGAAGAAGCCCGGCCUGUGCCCCAAGGCUCCUGCCAGAGUGAGUUGCAUCGGGCCCUGGAGCGGCUGGCCGCCUCACAGGGCCGCACCCACGAGGACCUCUAUAUCAUCCCCAUCCCCAACUGCGACCGCAAUGGCAACUUCCAUCCCAAGCAGUGCCAUCCGGCCCUGGACGGGCAGCGUGGCAAGUGCUGGUGUGUGGACCGGAAGACCGGAGUGAAGCUUCCGGGGGGCCUGGAGCCAAAGGGGGAGCUGGACUGCCACCAGUUGGCUGACAGCUUCCGCAAGUGAACCCUGCGAGCAGGCAGGGGGCUCAGUGCCCCCUGCUAUCCCCAUCCCCUGGAGGCUGUAGAGCUGACCUGGAGCCUGGGUCUAAGUCCUGUCUCUGCCUCUGGCCCAGAAGUUCCCUCUGUGUGUGUGUGUGUGUGUGUGUUAAUGAGCAUGGGUAUGCCCUUGGGGUUAGCUGAAGCCUAGAGGUGUUCCCUUUGGCCUUAGAUAGCCUGAGAGGGCUGAGAGUGGCAAUGGGGAGCACUGGUGUGUUUCUAAAUUGAUCUGGGAUUCAUUCAUUCAUUCAUCCAUCCUUUCAUUCAUUCAUUCAUUCAUUCAGCCAUUCAGCCAUUUAGCCAUCUAAAAACAUUUACUGACAACAUACUACAUGCCAGUUCUAGUUUUCAGCCCUGGGGGCUCUUAUACUGACUAUCUCUGAUUUGGGCACAUGGGGCCACCUUCUGUAAGGUGAGCACAAGCCUGUGUGAGAAGAGAAGUCCCAUUCCCAGAAUCAGUGGAGGAACACAGACAUAUAUCUUGACCAUUGUCCCUUGUACCAUUGUCCCUCCUCAAUCUAGUCAGAGGGUGGAGGCCUUAGGGAAGGUGUGCAGUGGCAGGUGGCUCAAUGCACAGGAGACCCAGACAUGCUCUCAAAGCUUAGGCUGCUGGGCUCCCUUUCUCUUCUUCCUCAGGUCCCUCUGAGGAGAAGGACCUACAGAGACAAGCCCACCUUUGGUUUGGGUGUUGUGCCAUCUGCUUGGUUUACUGGCAACCGAGACCCUGCUACAGAGGAGGGAAGAGGGUCACAAGAAGGCCUGCAGGACAGAGGGCUGGGGAGCUGGGGCCCAUCUCUGAGCAGUCAGGGUGGGAAGAAAGAAUGCACCAUUGGACUGCGUGUGCCUGAUGGAGAAGAGGACCCACGUGCUGGGAGGAUGAGGGGCGUGCUGGGGGUCAUGUGUCCUCCCGCAUUUGUGGUCACAGCUGUGAAGUCACCAGGAUGACUCUGCCUUCUGGUGACUCCCUGCAUGUGGCUCUGCCUCCUUCCCCACACCUCCUACUCUUCGGGCAUUUCUGGCACGACUGGAUGGAAGGAGACUUAGGGACCUACCAGUUGGCCAUGAUGUCAUGUCUUUUUUUUUUUUUA